Schistocerca gregaria is the source of this 1159-nucleotide messenger RNA. RefSeq names its product pro-resilin-like. The record is from RefSeq and is a predicted model, not a curated record. Bases 59 to 565 code for a protein of 168 amino acids. Gene Ontology annotation, cellular component: extracellular matrix. The transcript has 3 exons. Lineage: Eukaryota; Metazoa; Arthropoda; Insecta; Orthoptera; Acrididae.
UUCCAGCAGCUGCCGCACUCACAGCAAACAGGGAGCCAAAAGCAGCCGCACAACCACCAUGACGUGUCUUAAGCUGCUGUGGGUGGGCGUGACGCUGGCGCUGGCGGCGGCCGAGGUGGCGCAGGCCGGCCUUCUGGGCGGCGGCGGGGGCGGCGCCGGGGGCUACGGACGCGGUCCAGCCGGGGGCGGCGCCGGAGGCUUCGGCGGACCGGGCGGCGCGGGGGCAGGCGGCUUCGGCGGCGGCUACGGCGGCGGAGCUGGAGGUGGAGACGGCCCAGCGCAGCCGUACCAGUUCCAGUACGCGGUGAAGGACCCGGCCAGCGGCAACGACUUCAGCCAGCAGGAGAGCAGCGACGGCCAGACGGUGACGGGCCAGUACCAGGUGCUGCUGCCCGACGGCCGCAACGAGGUGGUGAAGUACACGGCCAGCGACGCCACGGGCUACGUGGCCGACGUGCAGUUCCAGGGCGAGGCGCAGUACCCGUCCGGGGGCGGUAGCAGGCCCGGCGGCGGCUUCGGGGGCGGCCCCGGCUCCAACGUGUACCUGCCGCCCACCGGCAAGUAGGAGCGCCCCCAGCACGGGUGACGGACUGCCCGGAACGGGAGCUGCGACUCGGCCGCUCGUCUACGCACUACUCGCCUUUCCUGCCUUAAGACUGCCAUCGACUCUUCUCGAGUAUCGCUUCGUACUCUUCGACUUCCAAUUCUCCCCUGGCGCUUUCUCCACACCUUGAUUUCCUUCUCUCCCGCGUCUUUCAACGUCUCUACCUUGUAUUCCUCUGCGGUCGACCGCAGCUCACCCGUUUCUGGAAAAUGACCAGACGCGACGUUGUCGGACUACGUUUCACGAGGACCACUACAACCACGAGGAUUAUCUUCAUUUCGACGUUUUUCUGUCGCACAGAUCUUUCUGUCCGGAUGAACGGAGAACGGAUUGUUCUCGAGUUACUUCUAUAAAUACUUACACACGGUACAACGAUAACAGUAGUGAUAAUUUAUUUGUGUUCGUUCUUUGGGUGCUCAUCCGAGAGCGCCAUAUCGUAAAUAUUGAACGGACUGGAAGGCUCUAUGUUAUAUUUUUGUGUUUGCUCACAGUAGAAUAGCGCAUGCAAGUUUUUAUAAAACUGUUCUCUAAAAAAUUAAAUGACGUUAACUGUUA